Dermacentor andersoni is the source of this 1092-nucleotide messenger RNA. The record is from RefSeq and is a predicted model, not a curated record. NCBI's taxonomy places the organism in Eukaryota, Metazoa, Arthropoda, Arachnida, Ixodida, Ixodidae.
AUGUCCCAACCGACAGGUAAAGGCGCACUUGGAGGACGUCAGGAUGAUGAGGAAGCACGCCCCGGAGGAAAGCAAGAACUGGAGACGCUGGCGAGUUUACCGCUUGAGGCCAGCGCAGCCUCGAGUCAAGGCCCGCACUCGGAGGAUGCCCCAUUGCACGGUGAAGUGCCAGCGGACGAAAACAGAAAGAUCCCUGAUGGCAGCCAUUCUAUCCUCAACGGUGUCCUCAACGGUGGCAGCGACGAUGAAAAGGAACGGCGCGCUCCCGGAGACCAGUGUGGCGGUUCACCCGCGGACGUAACGACGCCGUCGAAUCGCACUCGCCGUGCGCCGACGGCUUCCGAGGACUCUCCGGCCGCCGUCAGUCGCGCGAACGCUAGCGGUCCUCUUCCGAGCAGCGAAGUUCACGUCGAACCGCGGGCUCCGUGCUCGGGCGGCUCGAAAGAGCAGUCAGCCGAGGAAACGAGCGUGGCGCCACCCUCGAGAGAAGAUACCACGCCGUUCCAACGGGUCAGCCAGCGCAUUCCUGACGGGACGAGGCAGGCCACCGCCGACGCUCAUCAGCGGACGCCGUUUGCUUCGGGCGACGACGCGACGCGAGCGCUUCCCACAUCCAGCCUCGCAACGGCCUCCAUGUCUCCGGAACCGAACGAAGCGCCGCCGGAGAGCGCCGCCGAGUGCGAGUGGUGGUACACAGCGGCCGCCAGCGCCGCGUCGACGCCAGCGGUGUGGGCGCCGCAUGCUGCGCUCCAGACUCGCGAGGAAGGGUCCGGGGCUUCGCCGACCCCGGAUCGACACAAGACGUCGGCAGAGGCGUUUUCCGAAGAGCGUCUGACGUCGUCACUACAUCCGACGCCGCUCGCGCCCGCGCAGACUCCUGCGGUCCCCGCAGCUCAGGUCGCAGUCGGCUCGAGUCUGGCGACGAUGUACUCAGCCACGUCGCCUAGCAGUCGCCCCGAAAAAGGAUUCGGUGUCUCGAGUGCCACCGCACCAGUUCUUGGGACACAAGCGGAACUGUCAUCGUCCGCUGCCGGAAGCAAGGCGGACACGUCUAUCGUAAAUGAGAUUGGCUUUGAACAGCUUGUUGACUGA